AUGCAUGCAAUUCAUGGAAUCUUAUCUGGCUCUCUGCAUAUACUUGAUUAUGCUGUUGCUGCAGUCUUGCAGACUACUGAGCUUGUGUUAGAUUCUCAUCAAGAUAAUACAAUGUUCUUGCAGGCUCAAAUGGGUAUUUUCACGAUUUAUCUUGAAGAAUAUGUUCAUUUGGACUAUACGAGUAUGAUGAUAUGUGAGACAAGUGCUAGAGUUCCUUUAUAUGUGUAA
This is a messenger RNA of Sphenostylis stenocarpa, 228 nucleotides long. NCBI's taxonomy places the organism in Eukaryota, Viridiplantae, Streptophyta, Magnoliopsida, Fabales, Fabaceae. The record is from the annotation of a GenBank genome assembly.